UGUCACGCGCCCUGAGGAGCCUGAGACUCCUACUGAGAACUGCAAUCUAACCCACCUCUAUCAUGCUUUCAGCUUGCGUAAACAUAUUUCGGGCUCGUGCCCCUUGCCUCGCGAGCCUUGUUUCCAGCCGUGCACUUUCAGGCAGCGUUGGGCCUGGUACAGCGACCCAACUCGCCAGGUUUGACUGGCAGGAUCCUCUGGGCCGUGAAGGACUGCUGACGGAAGAGGAAAACGCCAUUCGGGAUGCGGCAAGGACCUACUGCCAGGAGAGGCUCCAACCUCGGAUAAUUGAGGCGUAUAGAACAGAAAGCUUCGAUAAAGCUAUUCUUAUGGAAAUGGGCGAACUAGGUUUGCUUGGUGCCACCAUCAAAGGUUAUGGUUGCGCUGGUGUUAGCAGCGUAGCAUAUGGCCUUAUUGCUCGAGAGGUUGAGCGCGUGGAUUCAGGCUAUCGAUCAGCGAUGUCUGUGCAGUCAUCUCUGGUCAUGCACCCUGUGAACGAGUUCGGUUCUCAAGAACAAAAGGAGAAGUAUCUGCCUCGGUUAGCUAAGGGCGAAUUCGUCGGCUGCUUUGGUCUAACCGAGCCAAACCAUGGUUCAGACCCAUCAGGAAUGGAGACGACAGCUGAACAACUGAAGGGAGGUGGAUAUAUCCUAAAUGGCAGCAAAACCUGGAUCACCAAUAGCCCCAUCGCCGAUCUGUUUAUUAUCUGGGCGCGAUGUAAAUGGGACGGCAAAAUACGGGGGUUCGUCUUGGAAAAGGGAACAGAGGGGCUCUCCGCCCCUGUGAUAAAGAAUAAAUCAGCCCUUCGAGCUUCGACUACCGGGUCGAUUUUUAUGGAUUCAGUCAAAGUUGGUACAGAGGCACUACUCCCUGGUACAAGAGGGCUUUCAUCAGCCUUUUCUUGCUUGAACAACGCUCGCUAUGGUAUCGCAUGGGGGGUUAUGGGAUCACUUGAAUAUUGUAUCGAGGUGACGAGAAACUAUGCACUCGAGCGCCGUCAGUUCGGGCGUCCCCUUGCGUCCUUCCAGCUUAUUCAGAAGAAGCUGGUCGACGCGAUGACUGAAGCAUCUGUUGGACUUCUUGCUGCGCACCGUGUUGGUCAACUGAAAGACCAGGGGAGAUGGUCUCCCGAGAUGGUAAGUAUCAUCAAACGGAAUAAUUGUGGGAAGGCACUCCUGCAUGCGAGGAAUCUGCUUGACAUUUUGGGAGGAAAUGCGGCUAGUGAUGAGUAUGGAGUCGCUAGGCAUGCUGCAAACCUGCAAGUAGCCAAUACUUAUGAGGGUACACAUGACAUUCAUGCUCUGAUCUUGGGAAAGGCCAUGACUGGCCAUGCGGCAUUCGCCAACUGAAGGCGUGCACUGCAGUACUUUUUGUACUCCUCUCAUACUCAUGUUACCUUGCCCAUCG
Cantharellus anzutake is the source of this 1407-nucleotide messenger RNA. RefSeq names its product acyl-CoA dehydrogenase NM domain-like protein. Gene Ontology annotation, cellular component: mitochondrial inner membrane. The transcript is spliced from 12 exons. Lineage: Eukaryota; Fungi; Basidiomycota; Agaricomycetes; Cantharellales; Hydnaceae. Gene Ontology annotation, molecular function: fatty-acyl-CoA binding; flavin adenine dinucleotide binding; glutaryl-CoA dehydrogenase activity. Gene Ontology annotation, biological process: fatty-acyl-CoA biosynthetic process; fatty acid beta-oxidation using acyl-CoA dehydrogenase. The coding region runs from base 63 to 1349 and encodes 428 amino acids. The record is from RefSeq and is a predicted model, not a curated record.